Hyalella azteca is the source of this 1279-nucleotide messenger RNA. Its product is annotated as lipase lipl-4. The transcript has 5 exons. Gene Ontology annotation, biological process: lipid metabolic process. Bases 416 to 1279 code for a protein of 287 amino acids. Lineage: Eukaryota; Metazoa; Arthropoda; Malacostraca; Amphipoda; Hyalellidae. The record is from RefSeq and is a predicted model, not a curated record.
UGGUAGUCGAUUCGAAUUCUCUUUCCACGUUGGGGAAAUUUUCUUACUGAAUAGCUGGUUGAAUAACCCAGCAGUGCCCGGGUUGAAAAAUCCAUGAGAUUUUUGAUGUUCCGUGAUUCCAGCAGUAAAAAUCUAGUUUUAUUUACAGGUGAUAUACUUUAAGUAUCGUGGUUUUCUGCCUAAUCAACCCAAUAUAUUGGAAGCGUCAAGCCUCAAACCGACACAAAAACUAAUUAAUGAAGCAGGGUAAAGUGCGUUUUCAUAAAUAGAAUACAAGGUUACUGUUAUCCUAAGAUUGAUAUAUCGCCUAACUCAGUGCGCUCAAGAGCAUUUCGACUCAUUUGCUGAGAAUUUGAAAAGGAAUUAAAAGUUUAAUAAUUUAAGUUCUCAUUUUAGGUGAACAACUUCACUCCCGAUGCCGGGCCAGAAAAUUUUUUAUGCGCUUAUUAUUUUUGUAGCAUUUUGCUUAUUUUUGGCAAAUGGAUUCAGCCCAGAUGUUUCAUAUAAGGAAACAUCGUAUCAUCCACAACAUAUAUUAUCGCGAGGUCAGCGUUCUGUGUUGAAAAGUCAGAGACCGACGCAGGCUCAGAGAGGACGACGAAGAAAUGUUAGCAGGAAGCUAAGCGAUGGUGCCUCUCAAAAGCUUACCAGUGUUCUCAAGUCAACAUUUAGUAUUCCUAAUGAGCUUUACUUCGAUACGGCGCAGCUGGCGCGCAGCAGAGGCUACGGGGCCUCCACCCACCACGUCACGACGAAGGACGGCUACAUCAUCGCCCUGCAUCGUCUGCUGCCGCCGCCGAACUCCAGCCGUGGGCCUCCAGCGCGGACCGCCGGCGCGGUGCUCAUGAUGUCGUCCACCGCCGGGUCGUCCUCCGAUUUUAUCAUCAACGAACCACAUGAAUCUUUAGGAUACCUGCUGGUCGACGCAGGAUACGACGUUUGGCUCGGCAACUUCAGAGGCUCGCGCUACGGCCUCAACCACACCCGCCUCGACGACGACGACCCGCGCUUCUGGCGCUACAGCUUCGACGAAAUGUCGCUGUUUGAUUUGCCUGCCCAAGUGAACUUCGUGCUCGAGCAUUCCGGAGAGCGCAAGCUCUUCUUCUUCUGUUUCUCGGCCUCGACCGUAACUUUCUUCAUGUCGGGGGCUCCGAAAUAUAGCUUCAUGGAUAAGAUUCGUCUGGCAGUCGCGUUUGCUCCUGUUGGUUACCUGCAACACUCAAGCAAAUACGUGAAGGCAGUUGCGCGACUGAUGCUCGCUAUUCAGUUAAGUAUCUAA